CAUCCGACACUGGGAUAUCCAGAGAGAGAGAAGCCAAGAGCAGCGGAACGCUUCGCGCACAUUUUUUUUUUAAGCCCCACGUAAUUCGGCCCCCCGGGGUGUUUAGAUAUCCAGUUGACGUCCGUGCCCAUCGCCUGGGAUACGAGGAGGGCACUGGCGGAUACCCUGUGAAUUUAGAAUCGGAAUAGACCGCCUUUUUCGAAGGGGAAUGGACCGGGUAUCGAGUGCGGUGGGCAGACUGUCUCAAAACAUACAUUGCGCAGGUUACUAGGCCUACUUCCGUAGUGAUUGGUGAAUCUGUUAACGAUGCCAUACGGACUAUUACAUAGGUCUAUAAUUCCCUUAUAGGUCUAUCUAAGAUUCGCUCUGUUCUAGGUCACAUCAAAGUUGAAAACAGAAAAGAGAGACGGAGUUCUUUAUUAUGUUUAUCAUUGCUUAAGGAUCCAUGACGGUUUGGUGUUACAGUGAGCAGAAAAUAUAUAGAAAGUUUGACAAGAAAAACACAUAAGACAGGUUUUUUUAUUUUUAAAGUGGUGCUGUUCAAAAUAAACCGAUCAAAAAUGGAUUGGCACGACGAAGCAGCCACUAGGUCUAGUAGUAGCAGCUACCAGGACACAAUCAAACCUGUUAGAUCCGUCUUAGACUGGUAGUGUCUGGGGGAUACAGGGGUCAAAAAGUGUCACCCCCUCCCCCCCCUCCUCUCUUCUGUACCGCCCACGCCCUUGGGGUCUCACAACCCACAUCCCAAACUCCACAGAACCAUGGACGUUCCGAGGACCACAGACCUGCCGGCGCUGCAGUACACACAUAGGUCUAGCAGACCGACGGGCCGCUGCUCGCUAUGUUGCUCCCGCCUGGCCUCCAUCGUCUGCUCCAACUUCGGCGUCUGCGCCCUGGUCCUCCUGUACACCGUGGCGGGAGCCUUCGUCUUCACCACCAUCGAAGGGGGCGGGGACAUGGCCAUAAGGCUAGACCCUCUUCACGGAGGCCCCGCGCCCCCCAGGGACUCGGCCGUGGUGGAUUCCCUGAGGCAGCACGCCAGGGGUCUGCAGCAUGAGACGGUGGAGCACCUCUGGACGAUCACAGAGUCCCUGAACAUCCUCUACAGGGACAACUGGACGCGGGUGGCGGAGCAGGAGCUCAUCAAGUUCAGCGAGAAGCUCCUCACCAGGUUCCGCGAGGAGCACACGCCGCCCAAUCCCGCCCCGACCACCGCCCAGGCCUCUUACCAGUGGACCUUCGCCGGGUCGUUCCUCUACUCGCUGACGGUCAUCACCACUAUAGGUUAUGGCUCCGUCGCCCCCCAGACUGUGAUGGGUAGAGUGGUGACCAUUGUGUAUGCCCUCUUGGGCAUCCCGCUUAUGCUCUUAUAUCUGUCGUCAGUCGGGGACCUGUUGUCGAGGGCGCUGAAGUGGCUCUGGUGGCGCCUCUGCCGGUGCCGGAGACGCCCACAGAUGCCCCGAGUGAAUCACCAGUCGGCCGCCACGCCCUACACCAGCGUCGAUCCUGCCAAGAGGAAGUGGGGCGGAGGUGAGUGCAGCGAGGGGAGCAGCCUAGGGGAUGAGUACGGGGAGGGGGAGGGGGGCGCCGUCCCCGUCACCCUGUGCCUGGUGCUGAUGAUCACCUACAUCUGCGGCGGGGCGGCGGUCUUCGCCUACGCCCACCAGUGGACGUUCCUGCACGCCAUCUACUUCUGCUUCUCCUCCCUCACCACCAUCGGCUUCGGGGACCUGGCUCCCGAGACCGCCCCCAACACCAGCACCGGGGUCCAGGUCGCCCUGCUGGGCUCCGCCUUCUACCUACUGGUGGGCAUGGCCCUCAUCGCCACCUGCUUCAACCUCAUGCAGGAGCAGAUGACCAACCGGGGCUACGGGCUCGGGCGCAGGCUGGGGAACCUCAUGGCCACCAGCUCCAGCGGAGGGAGCAACCACCGGUUCCACCUGGACGACACCUGA
Molecule: messenger RNA, 1955 nt
Organism: Macrobrachium nipponense
Lineage: Eukaryota; Metazoa; Arthropoda; Malacostraca; Decapoda; Palaemonidae
Product: TWiK family of potassium channels protein 7-like
Exons: 5
Coding region: 762-1955 (397 amino acids)
Biological process (GO): stabilization of membrane potential; potassium ion transmembrane transport
Cellular component (GO): plasma membrane
Molecular function (GO): potassium ion leak channel activity; outward rectifier potassium channel activity
Source: RefSeq, a predicted model, not a curated record